Molecule: messenger RNA, 1020 nt
Organism: Cottoperca gobio
Lineage: Eukaryota; Metazoa; Chordata; Actinopteri; Perciformes; Bovichtidae
Gene: ints3
Product: integrator complex subunit 3
Exons: 7
Coding region: 250-1020 (256 amino acids)
Cellular component (GO): cytoplasm
Source: RefSeq, a predicted model, not a curated record
CUCGGUGCGGAUGUCCGUUAUGUUGCCGUGUCGGACGGGGAUACAGAGCGGGACUGAGAGUGAGAGCAGCCCGAAAUAAGUUUUAAAAACACCCCAAUACCGAGUGAACCGUCUCACACGGAGGCUCCGACACUGACAGGAGCAGCAGACUCUCCGGUACACCGGCAGAAACAGUUAUAACCCCCCCCUGAACCCGGAGUCCCGGUCCUUCGCAGCUCCGCGGGGCCUGGCGAGGCGCGGCGGGAGCAGAUGGAGGCUGCACCGGCGAAGGCGAAGCCGCAGGGCCGGCUACUGGUGUCCACCCAGCUGGACGCUAAAGACGAGCUGGAGGAGAGGUUGGAGCGAUGUGUAGGAAUCGUCCAGGCGUUAACAAACGGGCUGUCGGAGAGAGAGGCCAACGACGCGCUCACCGCCAACGUGUGUAAAGGCCCGCAGCAGCACGAGGAGGUUUGUCUGGGUCUGUUCUCUCUGGUGCUCACAGAGUCGGCCCAGGCCCAGAGGUGUUACAGAGACCUGACUCUGCUCAACAGAGAUGGGAUGAACAUCAUUUUGGUGAAGAUCAACCAGAUCCUGAUGGAGAAGUUCCUCAAGCUGCAGGAUGUCCCCAGAACGCAGCUGGUGUGGCUGAUCAAAGAACUGGUGAAGAGCGGAUGUAGUGAUAUGGGAGCUGACGGAGUCGUCAUGACGCUGCUCAAACAGAUCGCAGGUCAGGACAUAAUCAAUCCUACCUCCUCCAGCUCGUCUUUAGCGUCCAGCUGGGUGGACACCAGUAGCCGGCCCUGCGGCUUCGCCUUCGCCGGUGCAGCCUCCAUCUGCUCCCGCCGCGCCUCGCCAGGCCCCGCGGAGCUGCGAAGGACCGGGACUCCGGGUUCAGGGGGGGGUUAUAACUGUUCUUCUGCUUUCGGUGUACCGGAGAGUCUGCUGCUCCUGUCAGUGUCGGAGCCUCCGUUCCCGCUCUGUAUCCCCGUCCGACACGGCAACAUAACGGACAUCCGCACCGAGCGAGCGAGGGCCUACUGA